ACUGAACUCACGACCACCAUCAUCAGUCACCACAACCACAGGGAGUGCAAAUUAUUAAGACAAAACAAAAAGGGAAAAUCCCAAAAGACCACAGUGGGAGCUGUUCAACAGUUUAGUUAGGAGCUGGCUUUCAGUCCAAAGCGAGCCAUGGCGGAGCUCAGGCACUCGAGCUCGCUCGGGGCCCGAGCCUCCAACUCUCCAAUGAAGAGAGACGACGACGCGUCGCCUAUCCUCCACGACAAUGCUGCGGAUGACGAUGAUCACCACCACGCUCGUCAUCACUUUUCUAGAGAUCGUGACCGUCCAUUUUGGUCUAAUCUCCCAUUCUGUGGUGAAGAUCUUAGGUUUUCUCCUCAGAACUCCAGGAUCUCGUUAAUUUUGGUCGCUCUUAUUGUUCUUGCUGGAUUGACCUCGCUUUUCUCGAUCUUCCAUCGAUUAAAUGCUCCAUACUUGUGUAAAAAGGAUGGCAUUGUUCUUCAUUGUCCAUAUGUCAAGGAACCUGCUUCUCUUUGGGAGAAUCCAUAUUCUGCAACAAUCUCUUGGAAGCCUUGUGCCGAGCGUCGUGAUAGUGGAAUAUCAGAUCUUCCUCCAGAGAAUGAAACAAGUGGCUACAUAUUUAUUCAUGCUGAGGGUGGUUUGAAUCAGCAAAGGAUUGCUAUAUGCAAUGCGGUGGCUGUGGCCAAAAUAAUGAAUGCGACCCUUAUUUUGCCUGUGCUGAAGCAAGACCAGAUUUGGAAAGACCAAACGAAAUUUGAAGACAUUUUUGAUGUUGAUCAUUUCAUUGACUAUUUAAAGGAUGAUGUGCGAAUUGUUCGUGAUAUUCCCGAGUGGUUUACUGACAAAUCGGAAUUAUUCUCAAGCAUAAGACGAACAGUGAAAAACAUUCCAAAAUAUGCACCUGCUCAAUUCUAUAUUGAUAAUGUGCUACCUCGAAUCAAGGAGAAGAAGAUAAUGGCCCUAAAGCCUUUUGUUGAUCGGCUUGGGUACGAUAAUGUUCCUCCAGAAAUCAACAGGCUAAGGUGCAGGGUGAAUUAUCACGCCCUGAAAUUUCUUCCUGAGAUAGAGCAGAUGGCCGAUUUGCUGGUGUCAAGGAUGCGAAACCGCACAGGAAGUUCAAAUCCGUACAUGGCCCUCCAUCUUAGAUUUGAGAAAGGCAUGGUGGGUUUAUCAUUCUGUGAUUUCGUGGGAACAAGAGAGGAGAAAGCAAGAAUGGCAGAAUACAGAAAGAAAGAAUGGCCUCGACGGUAUAAGAAUGGUUCUCAUCUAUGGCAGUUGGCCCUGCAAAAGCGGAAGGAAGGACGCUGCCCUCUUGAACCUGGUGAAGUGGCAGUGAUUCUUCGGGCAAUGGGUUAUCCUAAGGAAACUCAGAUAUAUGUAGCUUCUGGCCAGGUUUAUGGUGGACAAAAUCGGAUGGCUCCUCUGAGGAAUAUGUUCCCAAAUCUGGUAACAAAGGAGGAGUUGGCUACCAAGGAAGAGUUGGAUGGUUUCAGAAAGCAUGUGACAAGUUUGGCAGCCCUUGAUUUCUUGGUUUGCCUCAAAUCCGAUGUUUUUGUGAUGACCCAUGGAGGUAACUUUGCGAAAUUGAUCAUAGGAGCACGCAGGUACAUGGGUCAUCGUCACAAAUCCAUAAAACCAGACAAGGGAUUAAUGUCCAAGUCUUUUGGAGACCCUUACAUGGGAUGGGCUAACUUUGUAGAAGAUGUGAUCGUUACCCACCAAACCCGAACUGGGUUGCCUGAGGAUACCUUCCCUAACUAUGACCUUUGGGAAAACCCUCUAACUCCUUGCAUGUGUAGAGCUUGACCACAUGGAUUGCUAGCUAGAACCUUCACCACUAAUUUAUUUUGAGGAUUCUGUUUGUAAAGAAGCUGCAUGUCAUUGUUGAGAAACUGAAUUCUGGCACCUAGAAAGAAGAAAUUUGAACAAAAUGGUUGGUAGUUAUGAGAAGAACGAAUAUGAUAUGCAUUAACAGGUGAUGGCUUGCUGGAGGAGGAUGGUGGCAAUUAUCGUAUGGAGUUUGAUGUGUAACCUUCUGUAGCAAUUUUUGCUGGGUCCUUCAGCAAUUUUGUCUCUAAAACAAUAGAUAAGUCAAAAGCAGUCGUGUUAAAGACAAAUUGAUAAUUUUUUGUAUCAGUUUGAAACUGUAAAUUACUAGUUGAAAUGUGGAAUUUUUUUUUUUUUUUUU
Jatropha curcas is the source of this 2185-nucleotide messenger RNA. RefSeq names its product O-fucosyltransferase family protein. The record is from RefSeq and is a predicted model, not a curated record. Lineage: Eukaryota; Viridiplantae; Streptophyta; Magnoliopsida; Malpighiales; Euphorbiaceae.